This is a messenger RNA of Pelagomonas calceolata, 796 nucleotides long. The record is from the annotation of a GenBank genome assembly. NCBI's taxonomy places the organism in Eukaryota, Pelagophyceae, Pelagomonadales, Pelagomonadaceae.
CGCCCGGCCGGACCUUCGGGGCAUCAGCUGGGCCGCCACCCAAAUCGCACCAGCCCGCCCGCGCUGCCCCACGCUGCUCUGGGAUAUUACGAUAACGGCUCCGCGGGCUGCGGCCUUGCCCACGAAAACGGGUUGACGGCGGCGGCCAAUCCAUGGGGCUGCCCACCUCCUGGGGGCGGCGUGCAGCCUUCGAGCCCCGCGGGCGGUUCCCCAGGGCGUCGAAGAAGCCGGUCGUCGUGGUGGACGCGCCGGGCGACCCGCGCAACCUCGGGCGCCGAUUUUGUGUCCACCCAUUGGAAUGCUCAAACGCCGUCGUUCGCGGUCGGCGCGGGGCAGAGCCAGAGCGAACGCCCAUCGCCGCCGCGACGACGUCGGUCUGUAGCCUGUCCACGGCGACUCGCGAAGUCGUAGGAGGAGAUGGACAUCAAUGCUCUCUGUUUCGCGGAUACCAAAGCCUCGAUACGCUGGCCGCAGCCCCAGAACGAGACGCGGACCACGGCGCCGCGAGCGCACCCGAUCUGUGACGAAUCUGCGGUGCGCCGUCGAGCACAUGGUCACCGUGACCUACGCGACGGGCAGGCAUCCCCAAGGCUCGGCUCGCUCAGCAGGAGACCUCCUCUAAACGUGUGGGGCUCCUGAUCUCAGGGAGUGCUGGCGACGCGGCGUCUGCUCGACGGCGUGUGGCGGGCAACUUCUACGCCAUCGACGCGCCGUCUGCUCGAUGGCGUGGAGACGCGCUCACCGGAGUCGUAGUGCGGACCCUUCGGUUUUGUUAUCCCCGGGGAAGCGCUCCAGU